This is a messenger RNA of Puccinia graminis f. sp. tritici CRL 75-36-700-3, 1179 nucleotides long. Its product is annotated as peptidylprolyl isomerase. The record is from RefSeq and is a predicted model, not a curated record. NCBI's taxonomy places the organism in Eukaryota, Fungi, Basidiomycota, Pucciniomycetes, Pucciniales, Pucciniaceae. Gene Ontology annotation, molecular function: peptidyl-prolyl cis-trans isomerase activity; RNA binding. The coding region runs from base 1 to 1179 and encodes 392 amino acids. The transcript has 3 exons. Gene Ontology annotation, cellular component: nucleus. Gene Ontology annotation, biological process: protein peptidyl-prolyl isomerization.
AUGGCCGUCUCCGAAGGGAAGUGUGCCAGCCAAUUCUUCUUCACGCUUGCGGAUGGACUGAACGAGCAUGUGGUCUUUGGCCGACUGGUUGAAGGCUUCGAGACCUUGGAGCAGAUCAACAAUCCCUUGGUUGAUGAGCAGGGUCGGCCGCUACGAGACAUCCGAUUACGACACGUGAUCGUCCUCGACGACCCCUUCGACGACCCACCAGGGAUCCUUAUUCCUCCCCAAUCACCAGCUGAGCCUUCGAGCCAUCAGGGGAAAGUGCUUCGCGUUGGUGACGACGAAGAACUCGACCAAGAGCUCCAUCCGGUGGUGGUCGAAGAACGGCGGCGGGAGCGGGAAGCUCGAGCUCAAGCGCUGACGCUCGAGAUGGUCGGUGAUCUACCCUUCGCCGAGGUCGCCCCUCCCGAAAACAUCCUCUUCGUUUGCAAACUCAACUCGAUCACUCGCUCCGAGGACCUCGAAUCGAUCUUCAGUCGCUUCGGAACUCUCCUGAGCUGCGAAGUCAUCAAAGACGCCAAGACCGGCGACAGCCUUCAGUAUGCAUUUAUUGAAUUCGAUCAACGUGAAGAUGCUGAACGGGCGUACUUCAAAAUGGAUGGCGUCCUGAUCGAUGAUCGUAGGAUCCACGUUGAUUUCUCACAAUCAGUAUCCAAACUACAUUCGGAUUGGAUUUUCAAGAGGACAGGGAAACGAGUGAAGCCGAACCAGACCAACGAACAGCGCCCCAAGAAGCGGCAGCCCUCGGAAAGAUCUCCACCACGUGCAAGGCGCGAUUCGAAGAACGAGAUGUCAUUUGAUGACGCCGAUCUGAUAGAGCACACGAUGAUCGACGCCCACAUUCCAGCAGGGACCAUAGAUCCAAUCAUCGCCAAGAUUCCAGAGCCCAUCAUGACUCCAGACACGAUCGUAGCAGACGUCGAUCUAGAAGCCCCGCCCGCAUACACCGGUAGCAACACUCAUCUGCCCUCCCCCUCACUUGUUCGUUAUCUCCAGGCGAUCCCACAAGACAGCUAUCAUCGAUUGUAUUCAGUUCUCAGUGAAACCGUGCUCACCUGCCACAAACCUUCGAAAACCCACCCUGAUUUUUUAAACGUUGAUGAUGUGUCGCACACCUCGAUAAAGAAAAAGAACGUUUUUUCUGCCAGGAACACCAUAUUGCGAUCGCGCGCCUAA